Messenger RNA from Lecanosticta acicola, 4038 nucleotides. NCBI's taxonomy places the organism in Eukaryota, Fungi, Ascomycota, Dothideomycetes, Mycosphaerellales, Mycosphaerellaceae. The record is from the annotation of a GenBank genome assembly.
AUGCGAUUGGACAGCCCAGCGUCAAAUGGAUCAUCACCCGCUGUGUCCCCGUCCAGCAGUGGUGCGCAGACACCAUCACCUGGCAACGCAGCUGAAUCUCAGUCACAGCCCUACGCUCCUCCAAGUCAAAGCGAGUCAUCCUUUGGUGUUGCAACGGCUCCAUCUGCGCCGUCGGAUGGAGCCUCUGCUACGGAGUCGAACGAAUAUUCCAUCCUUACUGUGACAACUACAGUCCCUGGACCAACUGUUACCGCAACAUAUUUGACAACAUAUCCCGCCAGCACAGUGCAAGAGCCUGGAUCCACUGUGGUUACAAUCCGCACGACGACACAAGUGACCUUGAGCCAGCUCCCACCUGUCACAACAACAUAUGAAAUCACGUAUACUCUCACUCAGCCUACUACCGUCGUCUCAACGGAGCGAUCGGUCAGCACGCUCACGACUGUCCUGCCAGGUAGCACAGUUGUAAGUCUUGCCCCGCCAACCCAUACUUCUCCUGGAAGCUGAUCAGCAGGAAAGACAACGACAUUCGAAACUACUUACCCAGCUUCUACGGUUACAGUAUCAAUCCCGGGGCCAACGACGACACAGAUAUCAAUCAGUGUUGCGCCCGCCUCCACGGCAACUGUCACAAGCGUGAGCACUCAAGCAGGGUCGACUGUCACUUAUGGGGUUACAUACACAGCUCCUGGGGCUACGGUCAUUUCCACACAGCCGGCAAGUACGACUCGCCUUGUCGAAACUGCAACUGAGCAGGUGACUUCCGUCUCGCUUUCGGUUCGCACAGUUACGACCACCCUGCCGGCGUCGUCUAUCACGUUCCUUCAAACGACAACAGUCAGUGCAGAGCCUGUUACGGUAACAAGUAUCAGUGUUCAGCCAGCUUCUGUGUCGACAUAUGAAAUUACGUACACAGCUCCUGGGGCCACGAUUGUUUCCACGGAGCCAGCGAGUACCAUCAGCCUCGUUGAGACUGCAACUGAGCAGGUGACUUCCGUCUCGCUUUCGGUUCGUAUCGUUACGAGUACCCUGCCGGCGUCGUCCAUCACGUUCUUGGAAACGACGACAAUCAGUGCCGAGCCGACCACGAUAACAAGUGUCAGUGUUCAGCCGGGUUCUGUGUCAACAUAUUGGAUUACGUACACAAAUUUUGUACCCACGACGGUGCUUUCGGUAGAGUCUAUCGAUCACACUCAGACUUUACUGGUGACCACCGAUCGUCCAACGACAGCAAUAUCGACGCAGUUGGUUCUGACUACCCUGACUACAACGCUGCCGGCUGAAACUUCGUAUAUCGAGCGAACAUCUUCCAUCGUCUUGACGACCUCGCUUCCCGGGCAAACCGUUACAGAGCGCUACACGACCGUCUCAGUGUACACCGAGACGACCGUAUUGCCUGCGCAGACAUCGACACUCGUACUCACUCUCACUCAAUCCGCCAGUACAGUGACGGCAACCCAGCUUACAACUAUUGUAUCCACCGAACUGCUCCCAACUACGGUGCUAUCAGCAACGGUCUCCCUCAGCACAAUCAUCACGACUCUCCCACCUGCAACUUCCUACAUUGAGAGAACGUUUACCCAGGUUUUAACGACUUCCCUCCCUGGGCAGACAGUCACUGAGCGGUAUACGACAUUGUCUGUAUCGACUCAAACGAGCGUCCUUCCCGCCUCUACGAUUACGCAGGUUCUAACGUACACUCUUCUACUCACAGCGACGGAACGGACCACGCUUGUUUCCACGGUUCUCUCUUCCUAUCCGAUCACGCAAGUGCAGACGACCAGCUUCGGCUAUCCCGUGACGCAGAGCCUGACAACUACAGCACUUUCUUCCUACCCAGUCGUCUACACGACGAGCUUCAGCUAUGGGAUCACCCAGAUUGUAACCACGAGCUUUGGCUAUCCGGUCACCUAUAACAUCACGACAAGCUACGGGUAUCCGGUCACUCAAUUCGUAACUACAAGCUUUAGCUAUCCAGUCACUCAGAUACAAACAACCACCCAACCACCAUUGCCCGCAAGUACGGUAAUAACGAGCUACAGCUACGCGGUCACUCAGGUAGUCACUACGAGCUAUGGGUACCCCGUCACCUACAACAUCACAACUAGCUACGGAUAUCCGGUCACUCAAUUCAUAACCACAAGCUUCAGUUAUCCAGUCACUCAGGUACAAACAACCACCCAACCGCCACUACCCGCAAGCACGGUAACAACGAGCUACAGCUACGCGGUCACUCAGAUAGUCUCCACGAGCUAUGGCUACCCGGUCACCUACAACAUCACAACUAGCUACGGAUAUCCGGUUACUCAAUUCAUAACUACGAGCUACAGUUAUCCAGUCACUCAGGUACAGACCACGACUCAACCUCCGUUGCCCGCAAGCACCGUGACAACGAGCUACAGCUAUGGGAUCACCCAGAUUGUAACCACGAGCUUUGGCUAUCCAGUUACCCGCAACGUUACUACUAGCUACGGAUACCCAGUCACUCAGUUUAUAACCACGAGCUACAGCUACCCAGUCACUCAGAUACAGACCACGACCCAACCACCGUUGCCCGCAAGCACGGUGACCACAAGUUAUGGAGUGACUGCAACGUGAGUAAAUCUGUCCUUUCUUCCCAAAUGCCAUGCUAACUUCGUCUCAGAUACACAAGCAUUUCGAUUCAAAGCUUGACUUAUACGACAACGUUUUCGAUCACCUUCACCACAUCGUACCCAGUGACUUAUACGUCUGUCCAGACAACAACAGCUCCCGGUAAGGUCAUAUUCUGCUCAGACUUUGGGGAAGAGCUAACGGAUGAAAAGGCACCACGAUUCUCCAAACGGUUACGUCUGUGUCUGUUAGCACGGUUUUGACCACAUCUAUCCAGGUAAGUGCAGCCAUUGUGGAUCAGUCGAACAAUCAAGACUGGUUGUAUUGCGUGGAACCCUCGCCGGCUGUAGCCUUCGAGAUCAAUGUCACAUCGGCGAAAGAAAAGAGUACUCAACUGACUCAUAUGCAUAGACUACUACGGCUGUGACCACACAGCAAACAACGAUCUAUAACACAGUGGUUAGCACCGCGCCCGGCCCUACAGCUACAAUCGUGACAACUCAACCUGCGUCUACGCUUCCUGCUUCUACCAUCAUCACCACGCAGCUGGCCCCUACGGUUACCUUUACGCCUCCGCCGGGCACUACGACCAGUUCAUAUCCCGUCUUCAUCACUACUACCUAUGUCUCGGUUCAGUCGGUCACCUAUACAACGAGCUUUACAGCGACUACGACACGGGUCUCGACGGCUCCCGGAAGUACAAUCACACAGACUGCGACUUCAGUGGUCACCAGUGUGGUCGUAACGACCACCCCUGUAACGUACACAACGACGCAGCCCGCUCAAGUCGUAACCGCGACAACCGAUCCGGGUGCUCCAACUCCAUCUCAGUGCGGCAACCUCGGCGUCCAAUACGAAGUUGUGGCUGCAUACGGCCUGAAUUACGGUACCGCGUACGACCCAUCAUUUAUCAAGGAUCCAUCGGUCGGCGGUCUCAGUUACCCGGUCACUUACAAUGCCACGACAAUGGACUACGUGUCUAUUAGCUUCAGCUGCCCAAGCUCAACUUCUACCACUACGGUACACUCAGCAUCAACGGCAUUCAACUGCAACGACUUUUACAUCAACCAUCGCGCCUACUUUUAUGCGUAUACAACAGGCAACUUCACAUUCGCAUUCACGAGCGUCGAUGACAGGGUACAAGCGUGGUUUGGGAGUAUCGCUCAGAUGGGAUGGACCAUCAACAAUCCCAACAUGUCAACAGUCGGAACUGGUUCGGGUAUCUCGACCUAUACCAUCUACUUGACUCGAGGCCAAUACCUCCCAUUCCGAUUUAUUUACCGUCAGGACACGGGUGGUGGCUCAUACUCUUUCACCAUCACUGAUCCUUUCGGAAGCACGGCCGACUACAGUAGCAACGAAAACAACAACCCUUGGGUGGUGCAGUACUCAUGCGACAGGACGAGUGCGCCGCCGUGGGCAUAUGCUUUUGGAAACGAGCUUUAG